UUCUUCUUUUGACUUGUGAUCUAGAUUGUGGGUGGGUGUAUGGCCAGGAAGUUCAUCAUUCGAGUGCAGAUGUGUCGAACACACUGAGCGCAACAACAUGUUUUUAAAAUGGACUACAAACUGUCUUUUAUUUUUGACUUUAAUUUAUCUUCCACACACAGGAGGAUGGAAUGUUUCCUCAGUAAUCAUCGGAGAAACUGUGCAUCUGUCCUGCCACUCACCCCCUAAACACACUUAUUCUUUUGAAAUAGAGUGGACAAAAAAUGGAACAAAUAGUAACACUACUUGUAAAUGGAGGAUAAAUAAAGGUAUUAUAUCUUCCUUAAAUACAUGCGAUCCUCGUUUUACAUUCACCAAAGAGCCUUUCGAAAUUAAUAUAAAAGACGUUCAGCCCAGUGACUCUGGUAUUCACAGCUGUAAAAUGACAAUAAUAAUUCCACCACCAUCACUGGUCUACUUCACAAAUAUGACACUCCAAGUUGUAGUUGGUCCUCAUCUGUCAUUGCAGAAACUGAACAGCAGUAAUGACACCUGUGUCCUUCUGCUCUGCUCUGUGGAGGAUCUGAAGCCUGAGCAGGUGAACUUCACCUGGAGCCGGGGUGAAAGGUCACUUCAUCCAUUCACAUCUUAUGCCAUGAACAGCGAGCUGCGUCUGUGUAAACCUGACUGGAGUGAAGGAGACACAAUCACCUGUUACGCCAAAUACUCAAGCACACAAACCCAAAAAAGUAUACAACUCACCUCAGAGACAACUUCUGACAUAGUUUUUAACGGUGUGCUGUUCCAGCUGCUGACCAUCUCAUGCAGUGCUGCUGCAGGCCUCAUCCUCUGCAUCAUCCUCACAGUAGUUAUUUGCAAAUGCAGAAAGCGAGACGAACAUGGAUCUUUAAUGUUCAACAAUAAAGUCUAUGAGAACUUCAGUUUCGCCAUGUUCCGUCAGAACUCACAGUCCAAUGACAAACCACAGCCAGAAGAGAGUAUUUAUGAGAACUAGAUGCUGCUGCUGCUGCUUAUAUAACCUUUGCUUUAAAGCCAGAUCUGCCCAGUUGUUAUGAAAGCAGUAUGAUAGGCAAAAGUGUGUUAAGUGGUUUUGCUAAGAUGGUGCACUUGGAAUAUGAAGCAAACGGUCACUGCAUUGUUUACAAUCCAUAUUUUUUCAAGUAACUCUUUUCAUUGUGUUUGAGCACUUUAGGUGCACUGAACUAUUAUGUCUGUUAAAUUAAUUUAAUUUAACUAUGAUAAUGAGCAGGGGUCUCAUAUCCAUUUCUCAGAUACAAUGCAAAGGCAUUAUUAUUUUUGUUGUAAGAGUUUUGUUUUUGAUAUGGUAUUUAGACUGACUAUAUUGCAAUAUUACAUUACUUGUAAAUAAGUAAUACAUUAGAAGUCUUUUCAAAGCCUCUUUUCGCACUAUUUCACUUUCUUUAUACUCUGAUCAAAUUUGGGUUGCAAUGAAAAAUGCCAAAAUCAUUUUAGUUCACAUAGUUUGAGCAAAGUUAUCUUCUAUUCUAAGUACAUGCCUAUGGUUUAUUUAAUAAAAAUGUUUAUAUUUAGAAACUUUGGUCUCUUUAGCACUGGGUGCUUCACAGAUCUGAAAUGAAAUUUCUCUAAUUUGUCUCAGUGGGAAUUUAGAUUGUAUUCUUAUUUAUUUUAUUCAAUGUUUGUAAAGUACAGUAUGUAUGAGUCAGUCAUUUGUUAGGAUGUGUCUAUUCAUUUCCUCUUUGUAACUACAAAAAUGAAUUUGAUGGGAUCCAGA
Molecule: messenger RNA, 1753 nt
Organism: Cyprinus carpio (common carp)
Lineage: Eukaryota; Metazoa; Chordata; Actinopteri; Cypriniformes; Cyprinidae
Exons: 5
Coding region: 98-994 (298 amino acids)
Source: RefSeq, a predicted model, not a curated record